CUAGGACCCGACAGCGCAGGGGCCAUGCAUUUGAUUGAUUGACUCUUUCCCACUUGCCUGGCCCAGUGAAACACCUCACAACCUCGAUCAAUCCAUCAUAAAUACCCAGCUCUGAAACAAAAUCAAGCCAGUCAGCUUUUUAAUGUGAAAUUAAUUUUAAAAGGGAGAACGGAUUCGGGGAUGACCUAUUGCAACCGAGGAGGCAAAUUUUGGAUUUAUCUCCGCAAAGAGGAUUAGAGACGCGCUCAUCCGGCACCUUCCACCGAACGAACAAUUGCGGAAUCCAGGUGUACACGUCGAGCGGAGAUUUCUCCUGCAAGCAAUUAAGAUCUGGCGGCUCUGCGUUCAUUUGCGGGCUCCGAGAGCGGGCGGGAGCGGAGAGGGAGAGAGGGGUGUGUGGAAAGAGGGGAAGAGAAGGAAGGAGGGAAGGGAAAGAGAGAACGAAAGAAGGAGUGAGGGAAGAGAGAGGGAGAGGGAGGGAGAAGCGAAAAAAAAAAGAAAAAUAUCACUUCUCCUCCCGGCAGAAGUAUGAACAGUUGGUUGGAGAAGCCGGGUACCCCGUCUGAUAGUAUCGGCCAGUGAAUUUUAAAUCCGGCAGUAGCGAGGGAUAAUAUAUAGACUUUAUGUUUAUAUAUUAUUAAACAUAACAGCAGAGGUGCGGGAGGGAAGGGAGACAUUUCCUUCAGAAACGCCCACCCCACGGCUGGCUGAGACUGACAGGACGGUUCCUAAAACUGACCCGCUCUCCUUUCUACCCUCCUUGACAAUCUCGACACACUCCCCACCCCCCACCCCCAAACCGAGGGGGACCCAGCUGUCAAAACCAAAGCGGGGUGUGUGAAAGAUUCCGGGAUUUUUAUUUUGGCGUGUGUGUGUUUUGGGGCGGGUACGGAGAGAGGGUUAUCGUUGAAUCGGAUGCUUUACGCCGGGAAUGUGAGAAUUGAAGGCUGCCGUCCCGGACUCUCGCCCUCUUCGCACCCCGACUUCAGAGGGGGACCUGCUCGCUUCUACCUCCCUCCCGCUGUGAAAUCUCACAGGAGGACCGCCUGUCCUCGGAUCGUGGACUCCGCAACCAUCCGACAAGGGAGGGGGAGAACAUCGGAUUCAUUCGCAUCUCAUCCAUCCUUCUCUCCCACCACCCCUCCCCGUAAGUCCCCUUCCCAAUUCCAUUGACCCCCGGUGCUGUUCGAACCGGCCUCCUCGCUGUCAGGAAGGAGCCUGGCCCAUCAACGCCGCGGCAAGCGACAGGAUACCGCCGACCAACCCCGUUCCGUGCUCUCCGGCGAGGAUGGGGCCUGGGAUCCUGCUUCUGGUCCUCCUAUUCCCACCCUGUGUGCUCUUGGCAGCCCGGAAUACCACCAUAGGGUGCCGGAAGAUCAGGCCCCCGUUGGACGGUGGGAUCCGGUACCCCGGCCUCACCCAGGAACAGAUCCGCACCAUCGAGGUGCUGCCCGUGGCCUAUGAGAUCGAGUAUAUCUGCAGGAGUAAUCGUGUCAUUGACGGGCCGGGAGUACGGAAGUGCCUGGAGAACGGGACCUGGACCCACAUGGAUCAGCGCAGUAGGUGUGUAUAUAACUGCUCGCGGCUGGCUCUGAACCUGGAGAACGGGGUGGCCCUGACGAGGGGUGCGGUGAAGACCAGGGCCAAUGCGAGGAUCCCGGUGGAGGGGACGGUGGUGGAGUACCGUUGCAACGCCGGCUUCAAACUGGAGGGGCCCACCAGCAGGGUCUGCACCAAGUACGGGAAGUGGAACACCAGCAAGCCCAUGUGCACAGUUGACAAAAAUUGGAACCGUCAGUCAUACAGCAGCAAACGGACCCUGUACAUCGGAGCGCUCUUCCCCAUGAGCGGGGGCUGGCCGGGAGGACAGGCUUGUCUGCCGGCCGCGCAGAUGGCCCUCCGAGAUGUUAACAACCGGUCGGACAUCCUCCGAGACUACGAACUGCAGCUCAUUCACCACGACAGCAAGUGCGACCCCGGCAAAUCCACCAAGUACCUGUACGAGCUGCUGUACAACGAGCCUAUGAAGAUCGUGUUGAUGCCGGGCUGCAGUGGAGUCUCAACACUGGUGGCAGAGGCGGCUCGCAUUUGGAACCUGAUUGUGCUCUCAUACGGCUCCAGCUCGCCAGCUCUCUCCAACCGCCAGCGGUUCCCCACCUUCUUCCGAACCCACCCCUCGGCCACCCUCCACAAUCCCACCCGCGUCAAACUCUUCAAACGGUGGGGCUGGACCAAGAUCGCCACCAUCCAGCAGACGACAGAGGUCUUCACGUCGACUCUGGACGACCUGGAGCAGCGGGUGAAGGAGGCCGGGAUUGAGAUCAGUGUCCGGCAGAGCUUCCUGACGGAUCCAGGCGUGGCAGUGAAGAACCUCAAGAGACAAGACGCUCGCAUCAUUGUUGGGUUGUUCUACGAAACCGAGGCAAGGAAAGUCUUCUGUGAGGUGUUCAAAGAGAAGCUGUACGGUAAGAAGUAUGUCUGGUUCCUCAUUGGCUGGUACGCCGACAAUUGGUUCAAGAUCCAGGACAACAAUAUCAACUGCACGGUGCAGAACAUGACGGAGGCAGUGGAGGGCCACCUCACCACCGAGAUCCUCAUGGUGAAUCCCACCAACAGCAGGGGCAUAUCCAAAAUGACGUCCCAGGAGUUCCUGGAGAAGCUGCAGGAGGUGAUCAACAAGUCGCCCGAGGAGACAGGCGGAUACCAGGAGGCACCGCUGGCGUACGAUGCCAUCUGGGCCCUGGCGCUGGCCCUCAACAAGACUGCCCAGGAGCUGGAGAAGAAGCAGAUGCGGCUGGAGCAGUUCCACUACCGCAGCCAGAACAGUGAGAUCACCGAGGAGCUGUACAAGGCCAUGAACUCCUCCUCCUUCGACGGAGUCUCGGGCCACGUGGUGUUCGAUGCCAGCGGAUCCCGAAUGGCAUGGACGAUGAUCGAGCAACUGCAAGAUGGGAAGUAUGUGAAGAUCGGUUACUACGACAGCACCAAUGACAACAUGUCCUACUUCGGCACUGAUCGCUGGUUUGGUGGUGUCCCACCUGCCGACCACACCAAGGUCAUCCCUACAUUCCGGUACCUAUCACAGAAGCUCUUUGUGUCUGUCUCUGUCUUGGCUGGGCUCGGGAUUUUGCUGGGAAUCAUCUGCCUGACCUUCAACAUCUACAACAGUAACGUGCGGUAUAUCCAGAACUCGCAGCCCUACCUGAACAACAUGACAGCAGUGGGUUGCACCUUGGCUCUGGCUGCCGUGUUCCCCCUUGGUCUGGAUGGCUACCACAUCCGCAAGUGGCAUUUCCCCCUCGUCUGCCAGGCUCGCCUUUGGCUCCUGGGUCUGGGCUUCAGCCUGGCCUAUGGAAGCAUGUUCACUAAGAUCUGGUGGGUCCACACCGUGUUCACCAAGAAAGUGGAGAAGAAGGAGAAGCGGAAGCACCUGGAGCCCUGGAAGCUGUACGCCACGGUCAGCGUGCUGCUGGCCAUCGACGUCAUCACCCUGGCCAUCUGGCAGCUGGUCGACCCGCUUCACCGCACCGUUGAGGAAUUCACCAAAGAGGCUCCCGCCGGAGAUCAGGACGUGCUGAUCCUACCGCAGCUGGAGCACUGCAGUUCCAAGAAGAUGAACACCUGGCUCGGAAUUGUUUAUGGAUACAAGGGUUUGCUGCUCCUCCUGGGGAUCUUCCUGGCCUACGAGACGAAGAGCGUUUCCACGGAGAAGAUCAAUGACCACCGGGCCGUGGGCAUGGCCAUUUACAACGUGGCCGUGCUCUGUAUGAUCACGGCCCCGGUGACAAUGAUCGUCAGCAGCCAGCAGGAUGCUGCCUUCGCCUUCGCCUCCCUCGCUGUCGUGUUCUCCGUCUACAUCACCCUGGUGGUUCUCUUCGUCCCAAAGAUGCGGAGGUUGAUAACACGUGGGGAGUGGCAGUCCGAGCAGCAGGACACAAUGAAGACGGGCUCGUCGACCAACAAUAAUGACGAGGAGAAGUCACGGCAGCUGGAGAAGGAGAACAGGGAGCUGGAAAAGAUCAUUGCUGAGAAAGAAGAGCGGAUCUCCGAACUGCGGCAGCAGCUCCACGAGCGACAGCAGUUGAGGUCGCGGAGACGGCCCUCCGCUGCGGCCAAGGAGACCCUCACCGACAAUCACUACGGCAACUCGGCGGGGACUGUGCCCUCGCUUUACCAGCCGCACAUGCCCCUGGUGAAGUGCCUGGUCUCGUCCGAGCAGGGCAGCAAGCUCGGCAGGAACAACUGCGAGGGUAGCAGGGUCCACCUGCUCUACAAGUGAUGGUGGGGCCCGGCGUGGCGGCAGGUCCCGAAAUCGAUGGUGCCCCUCAGCAAGAGGGCCCGGCAAAGCUCCACACUGGUCAGGAAAUGAUUGGACUAUUCACUAUCUCCCACUCACUCAGAACCGGACCGAGACGUCCAGUCGAACCCUCCCAACACUGCCUCGCACCAGCCACUACCCCAGAGCACGCCCGCGGCUGUGUUGUAUUUGACUGUUAAAAUGCAGGGUUUAAUCUUAAAGAGGAAAUGAGUCCUCUUUUUUUUCCCAUGUUCAACACCAGUGGGAAUCCUUCCCAGUGGCACACAAAACCAGGAACCCCCCCCCCUCCCCGCCCCGUUUACAGUCAUGUGUUAACCUUGCAACUGAAUUCUAUAACUGAGGAACUAUGUGUUUACGAUGCAACUACCCCAUACAACCAGAGGAUUAUCCCUCUUUCCAAAGUAACUGAUCUAUAACGCUGACAGAAUCUCCCCUUGUUUGCGAAUUAAAUGCCCUGUAAAUCCAAAGGAACCGUCCCUGUGCUUAACCAGUGUACUGGACAAACUGUCCAGUUUACGAUGUAACUUUUCCAUAAAACCAGAAAAAAAUGCCCCAAUGUUUACGGUGUAACUGAUCCAUAAAUUCGGAAGAACUGUCCCUGUCUUUGUGAUAUAACUAAACAUAUAUCCAGAGGAACUGUCCUUGUCCUUACCACGUAACUGGCCUGUAAAACCCAGAGGGACCAGCUCCAUGUUCAUCGAGUCGCCAGCCUCCAGAACGUUCAGGACUCCUGCCCCAUGUCUUUGAACACGCUUCCACCAGACUAGUUUUCCCCUCUGUUAUCAUCGCCCCAUGCCCACAUUCUGUCCGAAAUCUCUUGUGAAAUGAUUCGAGGGUGGGAGUGAAAGGUGUUCAGGAAUGAACCCCUCUCCGUUCCAGGAGCAGCCCUUCCCUUUCUGGGGCGUGUCGUAGCUUUUACUGUUGUACCUCUGGCAAAGGUCGCCCGGUCAGUGUCUUCCAUUGAGACUGGGGAACGGGAACAGGGACGAUGUUGCCCCCUCGUGGGUUGUGGUUGUAAUUGAAACAUUAACUGUAAUUACUUCUGACUUAUGUACAACAUUUACGAAGGACUUCUCCAGAAUAACUGGCGGCCAGAUUUAGAGUUACAUUCAGAGAACCUCCUCAGCUUUAACAUUACACUGUCAGUGUAACUUAGUGCAGCCUGAUGCAGUAAAUUUUGUGAAUGAUCUGCUGUCCUCUCCCCUAUCAGCCAACUAGGGCAAGAAGAAAGCAAAACCCUGCAGAUGCCAGAAAGCACUGCAGGUCGGGUAGAUAUAGAACAUUAAACACCCACUUCUAGCACCGGCCAGUGCCGAGUUCAGCGUGGGGCCCUGGGGCUGCAACACCUCUAGUCAGAAGGUGAGGCAUCACCGGAGGCUUCAUCUGGAACAGAUGAGUGGUGUUGGGAGACCAGGGUGAAGUGGGGGUGGAGAUUUACAGCUCAGGGUCAUUUCUGAGAAAUGGUUUCUCUGUCCUGUGUAAGACCGUAUUGUGAGGAGUGAACUGAAGGGAACACAGGUGAAUCCGUGUGGUCAAAGACUCACCUCUGAGGGGGGAUUUAAUGAAGGUGCCGCCCCCGUGUCCCAUCUGGGAGAGGAACCACCCAAAGGAACUGUGGAACAUGAACGGUACCAACUCAGCUCUGACAGUCUGGGUGGGUUGUGAAAUGUGGGGAGAGUGGGAGGAGGGGACUGCAGAUUGGUGCCAACACACCCAACCUGUCGAUUUGAAUUUUGCAACACACAAGAUGGGGGAGGGGUGCACUGAAUGACAAAAGCGCCUGUCCUCAGCAGUCGUGCCCCCGUCCCCCAUUGCAGAUCUGCCUUUGCGUUAGAAUGAUACCUGCUGUUCUAAACGAGUCCCAUCCGAUUCUCGUUCCACACCGUCUCGGGCCGUACAAGCUACCGGCUGGCAGGGUGGGCUCACCAACCUGUGUUGUUCCACAUUACAAAGUGAGUGGUGAUUGUUUCCCAUGUUGUAUCUCGCACUGACCACUUAGAAUUUGCACUCGCAAGAUGCAUGGAUGGUUUCAUUCACUAUAGCCAACAAGGAUGUGUUUAUAAUAAAAGUGUUACUCUCUAUUCUGUUA
Molecule: messenger RNA, 6407 nt
Organism: Mobula hypostoma (lesser devil ray)
Lineage: Eukaryota; Metazoa; Chordata; Chondrichthyes; Myliobatiformes; Myliobatidae
Gene: gabbr1b
Product: gamma-aminobutyric acid (GABA) B receptor, 1b
Exons: 23
Coding region: 1289-4279 (996 amino acids)
Biological process (GO): G protein-coupled receptor signaling pathway; gamma-aminobutyric acid signaling pathway
Cellular component (GO): G protein-coupled receptor heterodimeric complex; membrane
Molecular function (GO): G protein-coupled GABA receptor activity
Source: RefSeq, a predicted model, not a curated record